Molecule: messenger RNA, 1670 nt
Organism: Aspergillus glaucus CBS 516.65
Lineage: Eukaryota; Fungi; Ascomycota; Eurotiomycetes; Eurotiales; Aspergillaceae
Product: AAR2 splicing factor family protein
Exons: 1
Coding region: 172-1518 (448 amino acids)
Biological process (GO): spliceosomal tri-snRNP complex assembly
Source: RefSeq, a predicted model, not a curated record
CAAUUUCGCACCGUACAAUGAUGGCUUCGUUUUGAAAUAAUCUGACGCGACUGGCUCCAACUCAUCAAUCCUCCAUUGACGUCAAGCGGACCCAGAUUCUUCCGCGCGACAACUUCACGACUCACGAUUCUACAACAACCAACCUCAAUACGAUCAAAAAGAAACGACGAAAUGUCAAUCCACCCAACCCCCACAAUCCUAAUCCCGCACCUCCCCCCGAAGACCUUCGUCGGCAUCGACCUCGUCACCUUCACCUCUACCGCAAACUUCCACGGCAUCCGCGACCUCCCGCCAGGCUGGCAUUUCUUAUACUCGGGUACGACAGAGGCGUUAUCAUUGCGCAGUGGGGGGUGGUUUUACGUCCAGGACAAUGAGGACAAUAAUCGCGGGGCAGCUGCGACAAGGACAGCGACAGGGACGGGGUCAGGGCCGGAGAUAUUCAUCUGGAAGUGGGACGCGGAGACAGAAACGCUCGUUCCGUUGAAGGGUGAUAGUGAUGCGGAAAGACAAGAGGCGAUGCGCUUCAAGGCGAAUCUGGGAAUGAUCUGGCAGGCGGGAAAGCUGUUUCGGUAUCGCAGUCGGGUGACUGCGCAGGGUGUACAGAAGAAUCAGGUGGUUGAUGAGGAAGAUGAGGAGAUUGAAGAGGAUGGCAGACGGGAUUGGAAUGGUUUGACGGAUAGGUUGUCACAAGAUGUUCUGUUGAGGAUCGUGGGAGAUCCGGAGGUCGAUGCUGAUGGGCGGCCGAGGUGGAUGGUUACGUCUGCUAGUACGGCGAAGAUGGAUACGGAUGAUAUUCCGGGGUUGGCGAGUGCUGAUCCGGAUGGGCCGGGUGUUGAUGGGACUGGGAGACAAGAAGUUGAAUUCUCAUUCCUCCCAAUCGAGCUGCGAAAAACAUGGCGAGAGGGCGCGAUUGGUCGAGAACGAACAGAAGCAGCACAAGACAAAUCCUGGGCGCUAGGCGAUCUAAUCAAACAAUACACCCCCACCGACUCAACAAACGACAGCGAAGGCGAGACCCAAAUCCUCGGCGAACUCCAAUUCACCUUCCUCACGGCCCUAACCCUCCUCAACUUCUCCUGCCUACAACAAUGGAAACGCCUCCUCGAACUAAUCCUAACUUGCCGCGCUGCCAUCGCAGAACGAGAACCAUUCAUGCGUGAUGUCCUCCGCCUCUUACUUCUCCAACUCCAACGAUGUGACGAUCUAGAAGGUGGGUUCUUCGCCAUCGACGCAGAUGAAGGCGGCGAGUUCCUACGUGGCUGGUUAGUCAGGUUUGUCAGGUCGCUCGAAGAAGUAAGUCUUGUUGGUGCUGGGUCUAUUGUCAAAGACGAGUUGGAGAAGCUGGAGGCUUGGGUGAGGAGUGAAUAUGAAUGGGAUUUACGUCCUGAGGGUGUUCUUAGACGGGGUAUGUUGCAGUUGGAGGAUGGGGAGGAGGUGGAGAUGGAGAUGCCUGAUGAUGAGGAUGAGGAGACGGGGGAGUAUGCGCCCACGGUUGUUGAGUUGGGGGGUGGUUUUUAGGCUAUGUCCCACCUUUUGUAUCUUAUGUUAUAUUCCAAUUGUCCAUGAUUGAAAUAAUCAAAUACAGAGAUCAUGACUGCGCGUAGUUCUGUCUGCACAGACCAAUAUAGCCUUGUCAAUGUGGAAGCCUGGGUCUCGCAGCUUAACCUUAU